This is a messenger RNA of Sebastes umbrosus (honeycomb rockfish), 2695 nucleotides long. RefSeq names its product coiled-coil domain-containing protein 6-like. NCBI's taxonomy places the organism in Eukaryota, Metazoa, Chordata, Actinopteri, Perciformes, Sebastidae. The coding region runs from base 177 to 1550 and encodes 457 amino acids. The transcript has 9 exons. The record is from RefSeq and is a predicted model, not a curated record.
GAGACAUCCUGCUGGAGGCGCUAUGCAGACACAUGUGAGCAAGGUCACACCACACGGUGUACCACUCUGCUGUCUGCUGCUCCUCCAACGCUGCUGCAGCUGCACGUCGUCUUCUCUACAGUACCUCCUCUCCUCCUCCUCCACCACACUGUCGCACACACACAGCAGCAGCCAUCAUGGCCGACAGCGCUAGCGAGAGCGACACCGACGGAGCGGGCAGCAGCUCGGCCACUCCGAUGUCGUCCUCCGCUUCAAACUCAGGCAAACCGAGCAUAGUCAUUUCACAGUUCCGCUUGGAGGAACUCACGAACCGCUUGGCCUCUUUACAACAGGAGAACAAAGUGCUUAAGAUUGAGCUGGAGACGUUCAAACUGAAGUGCAAAGCGCUGCAGGAGGAGAACCGGGACCUCCGCAAAGCGAGCGUCACCAUUCAAGCAAGAGCGGAGCAGGAGGAAGAAUUUAUCAGCAACACCUUGUUCAAGAAGAUCCAGGCCCUCCAAAAGGAGAAGGAGACCUUGGCGGUCAACUAUGAGAAGGAGGAGGAAUUUCUCACCAAUGAACUGUCAAGGAAACUCAUGCACCUCCAGCAUGAGAAGGCAGAGUUGGAGCAGCACUUGGAGCAGGAGCAGGAGUUCCAGGUCAACAAGCUCAUGAAAAAGAUCAAAAAGAUGGAGAAUGAAACCAUCUCAAAGCAGCUAACCCUGGAACAGUUGAGGCGGGAGAAGAUCGACCUUGAGAACACAUUAGAGCAGGAACAAGAAGCCCUGGUCAACAGACUGUGGAAACGCAUGGACAAACUGGAGGCUGAGAAAAGAAUCCUUCAGGAGAAGUUGGACCAGCCUGUAUCAGCUCCUCCCUCCCCAAGAGACGUUUCCAUGGAGAUAGACUCACCAGAGAACAUGAUGCGGCAUAUCCGUUUCCUUAAGAAUGAGGUGGAGAGGCUUAAGAAAAGCCUGCGCACCACCGAGCUGCAGCACACAGAGAAGCGUGCCCAGUACAUAGAAGAGGAGCGACACAUGAGGGAGGAGAACAUCCGGCUGCAGAGAAAGCUUCAGAGAGAAAUGGAGCGCAGGGAGGCCCUGUGCAGACAACUGUCAGAGAGUGAAUCCAGUCUGGAAAUGGACGAUGAGAGGUACUUCAACGAGAUGUCUGCGCAAGGCUUGCGAGCGAGGACUGUGUCCAGCCCCAUCCCAUACACCCCCUCCCCCAGCUCCAGCCGACCCAUAUCUCCUGGUCUCUCAUAUGGCAGCCACACAGUUGGUUUCACUCCUCCAGCUACACUGUCCAGAGCUGCAAUCUCCCACUACAACACCCCCGCCCUGCACGUCCACGGAAGCUCCUCUCACGCCGUAGCGAGGCCCUCACCAAGACGAAGCAACAGCCCCGACAAAUUCAAACGUCCAACUCCCCCACCCUCCCCCAACACGCACUCAGGGGCCCAGCAGGCUCAGCCUCAGCUACCCCCACCAGCUCAGCCCAUGGUCCAGUCCAUGUCCUCCCCGGCAGCUAUGUCGCAGCACGCAGCACAGCAGCCUCCCUCCCAGCCUUAACGUGACACACAGUCUCUGUCUUUGCGCGUGAGCGCGCCCACCGAAUGCCACGACGCUACCGCAACAGCAGCUUCCAUCAUUACCAGCUCUGGAAGUUUCUUACUCUUUACCAACUCCACAAAAGAAGCAGCUUCAAAAAGUCUUAGAGGGGGGGAACGAAACAAGACGGCGGCUCACCCUCGGCGAAGCUCGCCGCCUGCCAAAUCCACACGUGGCGUUACUUAACUACUCUUAAAAGGAAUGGAUGGACUGAAAAAUCAUCGCUUCUGGGAUUUGUAGGCCAAUUAUCUGUUCCACCUUCUGUCUUGUACAUGAUGUUUUAUUUUUUUUCUUUGCUUGGGACUUUAGCUGGUUGGAAUUGAUGUUGUGGCGCUUCUGAGAUAGCACAAACAGCACAUAAAGUAUGUUUCAUGGUGGUGUUUUCCGAUAGGUUGGAUGUUUGGAUCAAUGGAUGGAUGUAUGGCUAGAGAAAUGGACGAAGUGAUAGAUGGAUGUGGUUGAUUCUUUUCAUGCCUAUAAUAUGACACUUGAUUGCAGUAAUGUACUCCACUCCAGCUCACCCCCACCACCCCUUUUGUCUGCAGCAGUGUCAACCAGUCACCCCAACCCCAAGCUUAACGCAGCUUUGAUUAGGUCAACAAGAGGUGUCUGUCUUAGAGGACUGCUUGGACUUUCUCCAUUAUCGGGCAUUGAUCAAACCGAGCUCGCGCCAUAGUUAUUUCAGUUUCCGAAUGCAUUCAGGGCUCUGCUGCUCUUCAGUUAAAACAAAAAAGGAAAAACAGCAUCCAGGAGGAUGGACACUGGUACAUAAAACCACAGAUAAAUGUCGCCUUUUGAGGUGUUUUAAAAAUGUAGUCUGAGGUGUUACAACUUAGUCAUGUACUCAGUCUCUCCCCUUUCUGCUCUGCUCUUCUCUUCUUUCUCUCUCUCUCUCUGUCUCUCUCUCCCUCUCUCUCUUUCUCUCUCUCUCUUUCACUCUGGUGUAUUUCUGAAAGCUUCUAUCAUCCUUGUGGAUAUUCCUCAUCAGAAAAAGGAAAAAAAACAUAACGCUCUUUACACUAAAUAUACAUACUGCUAAAACAUUCUAAAUGAAUGGUACUGUUGAACUAAAUUUCUAUGUAUGAUUAAAGCUCUUGAGAUGACGA